GCGCCGGAAAACCCGGAAGUGUCGGCAGACUUAGUCGAUUAAGUUUAUCGUUUGCAAAUUCUCCUUUCAGUUGACUCUCGACGGAGAGAAGCUGUCGGCAAGAAAGCACACUGUCUCAAAGUUUACCAAGAGAUUCAGAUAUUUUGGGAAAGGACUGUCGGAUGUCGGGAACCAGGGUCCAUGAUGCCUCCAAACAGAAGAUGGAGAAACCCUUGCAACUGGUUUAUAACAAGGAUGGGAAGCUACAGCUUAAUCCAGAGGCUCUGAAGGUCCUCCAGUCCAUCGAGGAUCCAAUGGUUGUUGUGGCUGUGGUUGGUGCUGCUCGUACAGGGAAGUCCUACCUCAUGAACUGUCUUGCGGGAGACAAGACGGGAUUCUCAAUGGAUUCAACCACGCAGGCUCACACCAAAGGAAUAUGGAUGUGGAUUCGAUCCCUCCCUCAGAGACCUAAUGAGGUCCUCCUGUUGUUGGACACCGAGGGUCUGGGAGAUCCUGAGAAGGGAGACAGCCAGAAUGAUAAUUCCAUCUAUUUACUGGCUAUCCUUCUGAGCAGCAUCCUCAUUUACAAUGGUCAAAGAAACAUAGACCAGCAAUCCCUGCAAGACCUACAUUUUGUGACUGAACUGUCCAAGCGGAUCCUGAUGAAGUCCCAGCCUGAUGGCUGCAAUAGUUGGGACUUCGUCCGUUUCUUCCCUGAAUUUCUCUGGGUGAUUCGUGACUUGACACUGGAUUUGAGCGUCGAAGGCAAAGAUGCGACUCCGAUUGAGUACCUGGAGCACAUUCUGAAACUGAAGGACAGUGAAAUCAGUGAACAGGACAAGAAAUAUAAUGAACUCCGCAGGUGUAUCCAUGAUAAUUUUCCCUCACGUUGUUGCUUUGCAUUUCCCAUUCCAACACACUGGAAGAAACUCAAGCAGCUCCAGGAAUUGGAGGAAAAGGAUCUGGAUAAGGAUUUUAUCAAGGAGCGGCAGAACCUCAUCGAUUACAUUCACACCCACAAGAAAGUCAAGAGGGUUCUUGGAGGUCAGCUGGUCACAGGCAGGAGAUUUGUUGAAUUGACCAAGACAUACGUUGGCAUGAUGGUGGAUGGGGUCCAACCGUGUGUGGAGAGCUGUGUCGCCAAGUUAAUGGAGAUGGAAAAUCAAGCAGCAGUAGAUGAAGCCCUGAAAUUCUUUGAUACUGAAAUUAAAAAAUUCUCAGAAUCUGGCUGUGUUACUGUGAACAAACUCAUAGAGAAUUACAAUAUGAACAGCAUAGAGGCAUUCAAUAUCUUCCACAAAAGAUCUAUGAAUAACAACAGCGGCAAAUACAUCCAGCAGCUGGAGGAGAAGAUGAGCUCUACUUACAAGUCUCUCAUGGUCAAGAUCAAGGAAAAGUUAGAAGAGGAAUGUGAGACACAUCUAAAAGAAGUAAUGUCAUCAAUUAAAGAAAACCUGACAUCUGGACAUUACCAGAGACCUGGUGGUUUCCAGGAGCUGAAGGAGAAUCUUGAUAAGGCGAUCAAGGAGUAUGAAGAAAGGACUAAGAAUGAGAUGGAGGGGUGGGCGGUCCUUACUCACUUCCUGGAAGAGGAAAAAGCACGUCUAGACCAUGUACAGGAAAUGGACAGCAAGCUGACAGCAGAACAAAUGCGUGUCUCUGCUUUGGAACAGGAGCUCUCGAGGGUGAAACAGGAGAUGAAGAUGAUGGAGCAGAAGAGGAAAGUAUUUGAGGAAUGCAGGAAUAAGGAAAUCAUGGAGCAGAUCAGGAAAAGAUUUGAGGAGGGUAAAACGUGCAGUGUGGAAGAGCUGAAGGAAGCCAAGGAGCAUAUGAGGAGUGAGAUGGAGAAAUACGAAGUUGAAGGCAGGAUGGAGGAUGCGCAAAGGGCUCUGCAGAGGUACGAGUACCUGAAGAGGAAAUAUGAAGAGACAACAAACUGGAGUUUUAUGACAUUCAUAAGGGAGAAUGCUGAGAAUUUUGCCACACUGGUAUCUGUACUGGGUACUAUAGCACAAGUUAUUAUAUCCAUAGUAAGAAAGUAGUCAAAAAAGAUGUGUACAUUUAAAGUGGGGUAGGCAUUUUCUCCCAGUUUAUCCAUAGAUUCUAGCUGGUGAAUCUCAGAACCACAAGGAUGUGAAUGAGAUUAUCAUUUCCACAUGACCCAGUGUAAUAUGUCCCACACAUUAAAUCCCCUUACACAGCCCACAGACACUCCCUCCCAUCACCUGUAUUUCCCCACCCACUGAAUCCACUGAAUCCUUUCCUGCAGCCUACAGUGCUCUCCCAAACCCAUUGAGUUCCCUCCCACAGUCCAUGGACAUUUCCCCCAAAACUACCCCCAACCACCCACUGAAUCCUCUAUUUUGUAGUCAAUGCAAUGCAUGAGAAACACAACACUCAAUAAUUAUGCCUGCUAACUUUUCUUGAUUAAUCAUGGUUCGUUCAAACACAUCAAAGCUUUAGCAUGUAGUUUCAAACAAUUCUGGUUACUUUCUGGUCUCACAACCUCUACUUGAGUUCAUACAUUACCUGCUCCAGGUGAAUAUGUCCAGAUUUCAAUGCAGUGAGUUCUCCUCCGAGACAGGGUUGUGGACAUUUCUUCAGCAUUUGUUGGACUCCAGAGUUACCACCAAAUAUCUCAUACACAUUUUAUGCAUUCCCGCAUAAAGGUUCCAGACUCUGCCUAGUCAUUGGUAGCUAAUUAUAAAAGCUACAUGUCCAGUUCUUAUCCAUGUUUUUUCAAUCCUCUCAUAUACCCUUCCACGCUGUACCACAAUUACCUGAACUACCAGCUCUUUAAUUAUAAGGGGGUAUGUUUAUCCUUGGACAAUUCAUCAAACUCUCCCCUGUACAGAAUGUCAGCUUCCACAUCCUACUUAUCUGCUGGUUCAGUGAUCUGGGUUAGCGGUCAUCUCUAUUCAAUACUGACCCUGUGUUGAUAAUGUGUCCUUCCUCCACUCUGCUCUGUGUUCUGUGGAUCUCUCUGUCACCAGCAGAGUUCCCUCCCAGAGGCUGAUGGGAACUUGUCAUCUCUCUCUGGCUGUUACAUUCCCACCAUCAAUCCACAAUCAGUGUGAUUACUGGGUCACACUAAUUAUCCAGGCAAUAAAUCUGACCGCCAGCAAUGAACAAUUGGAAGCUGAAAUGCAAGAACAGAUGAACAUUCAGCAGAGAUAUGCGAGAGUGCAGGUGCUGGAAUCUGGAACAAAAACAGGGAGAUGGAGGAAUCUUCAGUGGGUCGAGCAGCAUCUGUUGGUGGGGGUGGGGGAGAAGGGAUUGGUGAUGCUGGGUCAAGAUCAUGUAUUAGAACUGAUAGAGGUGUCCUCAGCAGAGGGACCUGACCCAAAAUGUCGACAAUUCCUUUCCUACCACAAAUACUGCUUGAUCCACAGAGUUCCUCCAGCAGGUUAUUGCUUUAUACAAGUUGAGUGAAAAAUUUUGGCUAAUAGAUUUGUUAAGUAACAUAGAUGCUACAUUUAACCACAAUAUAACUUUAUGAACAAAUCAGUAAUCUUUCCAAUUUGCCAAAUCAAUGUAACGGUAAUAAUAAGAAUCAGGAUAUAUCUGUGUGGAUAAACUUAGAUAUUGGAUCCACAUCCCACCACAUGGAAGUGUGGAUUUAAAUACUAGCUGUUUGUAUAUGCUGUGAACUUUAAUAAAGGACUGGUGUGAAGCAGAAAAUUGUUCUCUAUUGCAUUUAGGACACUCUGGGCA
Messenger RNA from Mobula hypostoma (lesser devil ray), 3693 nucleotides. Its product is annotated as guanylate-binding protein 1-like. The record is from RefSeq and is a predicted model, not a curated record. Gene Ontology annotation, molecular function: GTPase activity; GTP binding. The transcript is spliced from 10 exons. Bases 162 to 2021 code for a protein of 619 amino acids. NCBI's taxonomy places the organism in Eukaryota, Metazoa, Chordata, Chondrichthyes, Myliobatiformes, Myliobatidae.